Lachancea lanzarotensis is the source of this 1539-nucleotide messenger RNA. It is a transcript of the gene CTA1, whose product is annotated as LALA0S04e04500g1_1. Gene Ontology annotation, biological process: response to hydrogen peroxide; hydrogen peroxide catabolic process. The transcript has a single exon. NCBI's taxonomy places the organism in Eukaryota, Fungi, Ascomycota, Saccharomycetes, Saccharomycetales, Saccharomycetaceae. The record is from RefSeq and is a predicted model, not a curated record. Bases 1 to 1539 code for a protein of 512 amino acids. Gene Ontology annotation, molecular function: catalase activity; heme binding. Gene Ontology annotation, cellular component: mitochondrion; peroxisome; cytoplasm.
AUGGCUAAAAACGACCCUACAAACGCCUCCAACGUUAGGAAGGACCGCAUUGUGACCAACUCGCAGGGUAAUCCCAUCAACGAACCGUUUGCGACACAAAGGGUGGGACAACAUGGGCCACUGCUGUUGCAAGACUUCACCUUGCUGGAUUCUUUGGCGCAUUUCAACCGGGAACGGAUUCCAGAACGUAACCCCCAUGCUCACGGUUCGGGUGCAUUUGGCUACUUUGAAGUGACAGACGACAUCUCAGACGUGUGUGGAUCGGCCAUGUUCAGCGAAAUCGGCAAACGCACCCGUUGCAUGGUGAGAUUUUCGACCGUGGGAGGUGAAAAGGGCUCUGCAGACACCGCCAGAGACCCCAGAGGGUUUUCGACCAAGUUUUACACCGAGGAGGGAAACUUAGACUGGGUCUAUAACAACACUCCUGUGUUUUUCAUCCGGGACCCCUCCAAGUUCCCACAUUUCAUCCACACUCAGAAACGCAACCCUCAAACCAAUCUGAAGGAUGCAGACAUGUUCUGGGACUUUCUCACAACGCCAGAAAAUCAAGUGGCUAUCCACCAGGUGAUGGUUUUGUUCAGCGAUCGCGGAACGCCAGCGUCAUACCGCAACAUGAAUGGGUACUCGGGCCAUACCUACAAGUGGUCAAACAAAAAGGGCGAAUGGUUUUAUGUUCAGGUACACAUCAAGACAGAUCAAGGUAUCAAGAAUCUUAACAACGAGGAAGCCGUCAAACUCUCUGGUGAGAAUCCAGACUACUGCGGCCAAGAUCUCUUCAAAAACAUCCAAGAGGGCAAAUUCCCUUCCUGGACCGUUUACAUUCAAACCAUGACGGAAGAGCAAGCCAAACAACAGAGUUUUUCGGUUUUCGAUUUGACCAAGAUCUGGCCUCACAAAGAAUUUCCACUUCGUCGCAUAGGUAAGAUGGUUUUGAAUGAAAACCCGCAAAACUACUUUGCCCAAGUGGAACAGGUAGCUUUCUCACCCAGUCACACCGUGCCUUAUCAAGAAGCAAGUGCCGAUCCUGUUUUGCAGUCACGCUUGUUUGCCUAUCCUGACGCUCACAGACACAGACUGGGCGCGAAUUACCACCAGAUUCCUGUCAAUUGUCCUUAUGCUUCCAAGGUGUUCAAUCCAGCUAUCAGAGACGGUCCUAUGAAUGUGGACGGAAACCUCGGUUCCGAGCCAAACUAUUUAUCCAGUGCCAAGAGCUACAGUUAUAUCCAGGCAUCCAAGCCCAUCCAGCAGCAUCAAGAGGUAUGGACUGGACCAGCCGUACCCUUCCACUGGGCCACGUCGCCAGGUGAUGGAGACUAUGUGCAAGCUCGUGGACUCUACAAAGUUCUCGGUCGCACUCCUGGCCAGCAACAGGCCUUGGCACACAAUGUCGCCGUCCAUGUUGCGCACGCAUGUCCCGAAAUUCAGAACCGGGUGUUUUCCAUGUUUUCACGCGUUGACAAAACCUUGGGCGACAACAUCAAGCGGGAAGCUUUAUCUCUAGCGCCCCGUCGGUCUACCAACCCUCAAGCAAAGCUUUAA